AUGACUGGGGCGUUGGCAGCAAAAACUUUCUCGAGCGACGAAAUCGACCCGAGCAUCAGCAUCAAGGAGCUGAUCGAGAGCAUCAACUCGGUGCCAGAAGCUGCCUACAUUAUGCACCACAUCGUCCAAUUUGCCACCGAUCAGGCGACGACCGCUACGAGGGCAACCGCACAGCAAAAGGAGGCUGAGGCGAGGAUCAUGCAACUGGAGCAGCAGACGUUCAUCAACGAGCAGCUGCUGGAGAGCGUCAUCAUUGAUCAUAAUUUGGACGACUACGAUCACAAAAUCCGGCGUCGUGCCACGACCGCUGAAGAGCUACUGUACCCCAAUGACGAUCCCUCAGAAUCGCUCCACUCGAAUGCCAGUGACGGCCAGCUGUCCGAUCGGCAGAGGAGGAAAAACCAGGCGGCCAGUGCUUCUCGACUGCCACCGCUGGCCGAGGUGUCCCCAUCUACCCUCAACCCCUCCACCUCCACGACACUACACAAGACGCCCUCAGCCCCCAGUCUACAGGCUGCGGGCGCCCCUGGCGGCCAGCGCAGCGUCUUCGCCAGGCUUCACCCCGCCUGGGCCAAUGAGAACUCGCCGUCGAAUAUACUGAACCGACCGCUCGGGCCAGACGAUUGCUACAAGAAGGGCGAGAUCGUGGCGGCAAAGGAUCGAGGCACCGGGAAGCUACUCCGAACAGCCAUUCUGGACGGUCAUGCAAAACCUGUACUUGCUGUUGAUGGGCUAGAGAACUUGCUGGUGACCGGGUCGAAAGAUCGAUUGGCAAAACUCUGGGACCUGGAGCAGGGUCAGGAAGUGGCUACGCUUGGAAUUCACCCUAACAACGUCCAUGCUGUCAAACUCGUCCCCAACUCCCACCUCGCCGUCACCGCCUCCAUGUACCAGAUGCGAAUCUGGGACUUGAGAGAAAACAAAUGCGUCCGAUUAUUCCAGAGCAGCGGGCAGGUCGUAGAAGGUGACGGCGGCCCGAUCGGCUCCCGGCAAAAUACCGUCCCAUUCCUGGAAACGGUAGUCAAUGCAAUUGAUAUCGACCCAAGUGGAGAACUUCUGCUUUCCGCUUUUGGCGGAGAUGUUCGAGUUUGGAGCCUAUCGAAAAUGGCUUCAUUUGGACGAUUGGUCGGAGCUGCGCAUAGUCCACGCUCUGAGGUCUCUUGCCUAUCGGUCGCUCUGGAUACCGAAAAGAACGUAUGCAACGUCUUCACCGGCUCUCGGGAUCAUUACGUCAAAAUGUACACAAUCCCAACGACCGGCGAGGGGAUACAUGAAGCAAAGGUCGAAUUCAAUCCACCCCAUUAUGACAACGUCACUUGUAUCGUAUCGGACGAGAAGCACCUGUUUACGGCCAGCAAGGAUAUGAACAUCAUGAAAAUCAAUCUGCUCGACUACAAACGUGAUCAUCUCGAGCUGAAGGCGCAUAAUGGAUACGUUCAGGGAAUGUGCAAAGUCCCGUUCCCCAAUGAAACCUUGCUCGCAUCUGUCUGCAAGGAGGGCCACCUCAAGCUCUGGGAGACUGAGUCGACGAGGAGGUUGAAGCUGGUGGAUACGAUCGAGAAAGCCCACCAAGAUUCGAUCAACAGCAUCUGCUACUCUUCGGGGCUCGUGUUUACGGCUUCCAGUGAUACUACGGUAGCCGUGUGGCGCCCGAAUACGACACUCGUCAGC
This is a messenger RNA of Mesorhabditis spiculigera, 1671 nucleotides long. NCBI's taxonomy places the organism in Eukaryota, Metazoa, Nematoda, Chromadorea, Rhabditida, Rhabditidae. The record is from the annotation of a GenBank genome assembly.